Messenger RNA from Saccharomyces eubayanus, 1059 nucleotides. It is a transcript of the gene SPP1, whose product is annotated as Spp1p. Lineage: Eukaryota; Fungi; Ascomycota; Saccharomycetes; Saccharomycetales; Saccharomycetaceae. Gene Ontology annotation, cellular component: Set1C/COMPASS complex. Bases 1 to 1059 code for a protein of 352 amino acids. The transcript has a single exon. Gene Ontology annotation, biological process: positive regulation of DNA-templated transcription. The record is from RefSeq and is a predicted model, not a curated record.
AUGUCUCUACCACAAUGGUGUCCUCCACAUUCAAACCUAAAGAUAAAUCCAAUGACGGGGGAAGACGUGUACUGCAUAUGUAAAAAACCGGAUUAUGGGGAACUAAUGGUAGGAUGUGAUGGCUGCGAUGACUGGUUCCAUUUCUCUUGUCUUCAUAUUCCUGGCCAGUUUAAAGACUUGGUGUUUUCUUUUUUUUGUCCCUACUGUCAAGCAGGGAUUACUGGUAAGAACAAAGAUGCCAUAAUGAAUGGUGAAAUGAACUUGCCCAAGACUUUAUGGAAAAGGAAAUGUAGAUUGAGCGAUUGUUACAAGCCAUGUCUACAGGAUAGCAAAUAUUGCUCAGAGGAACACGGCAAAGAGUUUGUUGAUGACAUUUGGGCUCGAUUGAAAACGGAUGAAGACAAAGUUAAAGUUAAAAAAAUGGUCGAACAAACUGAACAUGUAGAUAAGUUCAAAAAAUUCGGUCAAGCUGAUUUUAUCAACAACGAUAUAGUUAUAAAAAAUGACCAGGAAAAAGAGAUUUUCGAUCAAAUUGUAGCACGAGAUAGUACAUUAAAAAUACUUGAAAACGAUCUUCGGGAACUUCAAGAGAAAACGCUCCCAUUAUUCAAAAAGAAAUUUGAGCUUUUAGAGGUAUAUUUGAGUUGGUUAGACAACGUGUACACUGAAAUUCGCAAGUUAGACGAUGACAUCGCGGCCAAUAUGGAAGGCGAUAAAACUUCUACUAAGGGGACAAAUAAGAAGAAAAAGAACAAUAGCAGGAGCAGGCCGAGGAGGAAUAUUUGUGGCUAUUACUCUACAUAUGAACAGACACCUUGCGCUGUAGAAGAAUUUGUGGCUGAGAUUGGGAAGGACGAGGAAAGCACUACAAUCCGUGGGGUAUGCACAAAAUGGAAGUGUAACAGGCAUUCAGACUGGGUGUCUACAAAUCAAGAACAGUAUCUUCAACAGAUUGAUUCCUUGGAAUCGAUGCAAGAGAGGUUACAGCAUCUCAUACAGGCAAGGAAAAAGCAACUCAAUAUCCAAUAUUAUGAACAACUUCUGAGAAAAGGCUUAUAG